GGGAUGGAGGCGAUGGCAGCCAGCACGUCCCUGCCUGACCCAGGUGACUUUGACCGGAAUGUGCCUCGCAUCUGCGGAGUGUGUGGAGACCGAGCCACGGGCUUCCACUUCAAUGCUAUGACCUGUGAAGGCUGCAAAGGCUUCUUCAGGCGGAGCAUGAAGAGGAAGGCACUGUUCACCUGUCCCUUCAACGGAGACUGCCGAAUCACCAAGGACAACCGCCGCCACUGCCAGGCCUGCCGGCUCAAACGCUGUGUGGACAUUGGCAUGAUGAAGGAAUUCAUCCUAACAGAUGAGGAGGUGCAGCGUAAACGGGAGAUGAUAAUGAAGAGAAAAGAGGAAGAAGCCUUGAAGGACAGUCUGAGGCCGAAGUUAUCUGAGGAACAGCAGCGCAUCAUAGCCAUCCUGCUGGAUGCCCACCACAAGACCUAUGACCCCACCUACGCUUACUUCAAGGAUUUCCGGCCUCCAGUUCGUGCGAAUGGGAGUGAAGAGAGCUAUCCUGAAAGGCCCACAUUCAGCUUCUCCGGGGUGUCCUCCUCCUCCUCCAGCUCCGAUUUGUACACUACCUCACUAGACAUGAUGGAACCGUCCAACUUUUCCAACCUGGAUCUGAAUGAAGAGGACUCUGUCGACCCUUCCGUGAGCCUGGAUCUCUCGCAGCUCUCCAUGCUGCCCCACCUGGCAGACCUGGUCAGCUACAGCAUCCAAAAGGUCAUCGGCUUUGCCAAGAUGAUCCCCGGAUUCAAGGAUCUCACCUCUGACGACCAGAUUGUACUGCUCAAGUCAAGCGCCAUUGAGGUUAUCAUGUUACGCUCCAACCAGUCUUUCAGCAUGGAUGACAUGACAUGGGACUGUGGCACCCAGGACUACAAGUAUGAUAUCACUGACGUCACCAAAGCUGGGCACACCCUGGAGCUGAUUGAGCCCCUCAUAAAGUUCCAGGUGGGGCUGAAGAAGCUGAACUUACACGAGGAGGAACACGUCCUGCUCAUGGCCAUUUGCAUUGUCUCCCCAGACCGACCUGGGGUACAAGACGCCAAGCUGGUUGAAGCUAUUCAGGACCGUCUAUCCAACACGCUGCAGACCUAUAUCCGCUGCCGCCACCCACCGCCAGGCAGCCACCAGCUCUACGCUAAAAUGAUCCAGAAGUUGGCUGACCUGAGAAGCCUCAACGAGGAACACUCCAAACAGUAUCGCUCCAUCUCCUUCCAGCCUGAGAAUAGCAUGAAGCUCACACCCCUUGUGCUGGAGGUGUUUGGCAAUGAGAUCUCCUGA
Molecule: messenger RNA, 1278 nt
Organism: Arvicola amphibius (Eurasian water vole)
Lineage: Eukaryota; Metazoa; Chordata; Mammalia; Rodentia; Cricetidae
Gene: Vdr
Product: vitamin D receptor
Exons: 8
Coding region: 4-1278 (424 amino acids)
Biological process (GO): negative regulation of transcription by RNA polymerase II; multicellular organism development; positive regulation of transcription by RNA polymerase II
Cellular component (GO): nucleus
Molecular function (GO): zinc ion binding; nuclear receptor activity; vitamin D response element binding
Source: RefSeq, a predicted model, not a curated record